AUGGGGGCUUCUUUACUCCGUCUUCAUUUCCAUGACUGUUUCGUUAACGGCUGCGAUGCUUCCAUUCUUCUAGACUCGACGUCUGCUUUCACUAGCGAAAAGAAUGCAUUGCCCAAUGCCAACUCUGCUAGAGGAUUUGAAAUCAUUGAUAGAAUCAAGUACGAGGUUGAUAAGGUUUGCGGCUGUCCGGUAGUGUCUUGUGCUGACAUUUUGGCGGUUGCAGCACGUGAUUCCGUAGUUGCAUUAGGGGGACCAAGUUGGGAGGUUCAACUUGGGAGGAGAGACUCAACGACGGCUAGUGAAUCUAAAGCCAACGAUGACAUCCCUUCACCAUCCAUGGAUUUACCGGAACUUAUCAACUCAUUCAAGAAACAAGGCCUGAACGUGAAAGAUCUCGUAGCCCUUUCCGGUGGCCACACCCUAGGGUUGUCUCAAUGUGGUCUCUUUAAAGACCGUAUUUACAACGAAACCAACAUUGAUCCCAGCUUUGCUCGUCAACGUCGAGCUACUUGUCCCCCCAAUGGAGGUGACUCUAAUCUUGCUCCUCUAAAUCCCACCACUGCUUCUUUCGACACAAAAUACUUCAGCAAUUUGGUGUCAAAGAAAGGGCUCCUCCACUCUGAUCAAGCAUUAUACAAUGGAGGUCAAACCGAUUAUCUUGUUAAGACUUAUACUAAAAAUUUUGGUGCUUUUUCCAAAGAUUUUGCGUCUUCAAUGAUUAAAAUGGGCAAUAUAAAACCAUUGACGGGGAAGAGAGGACAGAUUCGAUUGGAUUGCAAGAAGGUGAAUUAAUUAAAAGCUCCUUAAAUGUUAUCUCAAUAUUCUUUGUUUAAGGUGUGGAAUUAAGUUUGGUUUCGGUCUGGUAAAGAAUAAACACGAUCUUUGUAUUUGUGUUGGGAUUUGAGGAGUUUAACUAAAUGUAAUUUAAAUAUAACUAGAAGUGUUUCUUGUAACCUUGUAUAUGUUUGGCGUUUGUCAAUUUUCUUAAUUUUGCUUUAAUCAAUUUGUAUCCUUGACUACUA
Molecule: messenger RNA, 1022 nt
Organism: Olea europaea var. sylvestris
Lineage: Eukaryota; Viridiplantae; Streptophyta; Magnoliopsida; Lamiales; Oleaceae
Product: peroxidase 2-like
Exons: 3
Coding region: 1-792 (263 amino acids)
Biological process (GO): response to oxidative stress; hydrogen peroxide catabolic process
Molecular function (GO): peroxidase activity; heme binding
Source: RefSeq, a predicted model, not a curated record